AUGCCUGUCCCUCUCCUCCCACCCCAACACCCCAAAACCACGCCAGCCGACCUCCUGAGUUCGCGCUUCGUCCCAAUCCAGAAAAGGCUGCUCUCCCACCUCUCAAUCGCCGAGAUCGCGGCACUAAAGCAGACCUCGAAGGCCUUCGCCGACAUGUCGAGCACGCUCAAUGCGACAGACUACAACAUCAACACCAAGCUGAAGAAGUUCUUCAGCGAUCCCAAGGCCUUCCGUUCAGUGCAAGCGAAUUGCAACGCACUUCUCGGCGGCCUCUUCGCGCAGCGCUUCUUCGCUCGGGACAAGGAACUUCCGGACAAAAUCGAGAUCUACGUCCAGACGAACAAGGUUCGCCUUCUGCGCGACUACCUCAUAGCCGAAGGCUACAAGGACACUGUUCCGGCCAUGGCCAAACCCGAGGGCAGCGAGUCCGAGCCCGAUCCAGAUUCCCACUUCAACGCCGAGGAAGAAGAAGAAGACUCAGAGGAUCCCGACAAAAGCCCCGGGAAGCAUUUCAAGAAAGACACCGCAGCCGGAAAGCAGGUCCAUAUGCAGCUGAACUGGAGCGGCAACCCGCCGAUCUACAAGCUGCUUACCGAGGCGCCUACGACCGCGGCGCUCAACUUCCUCUCGUGGAAUAGGGCAUACGCGCUGUUUCCAUCUACCACUUUCAUCCAGAAAGACGUGUAUCUGCUGCUCAAGCUAGACGACGCUAUGGGAGAACAUCUCGCUCAGCUCGCCGAGCACGGGUUGCAUACGAAGAGCGUGCACUGGAAUCAGCGAGAACGGGAAGGCAACGCGUGGUGUGCGCUGUUUGCCGGCAACUCUGACAUCAUGACUCGUUUGCGGCGCGUAGGGGAUAAAUAUACGUGGACGAUCGACCUCGAUACUAACGGCGUGGUAUCCGAAACUCCAGCCAAGGUCCUGGAGCAGACAACUUUCAAGCUGCAGCUCCCGGGAAAGCAGUGGCCUGACGCACACGAGAUGGUCCCAGUACCGCGAUACAUGAUGGGGCCAAUGUGGUGGUUACGGUGUCCUGUUCUGAAGCACGGAUACGUGGCGGUUGACGACUCCAUCGGGGAUGAAAACAUCCCGCACUCGAAGUACAGGGAUAAGGUCGACAGCUUGAUAGACCGGCUGCGCGAGCUUACGAUGAUCGAACUCGUCAAGAUCCCGAAGGAUAAGCGGCCCUCGGUAUACGCGCCUCUGCGGGAUGGUCAGAUGGAGGCUGAGGAGCUGUGUGGGCGGUUUGAGUUACCGGAGAGCUGGUCGUUCUACGAUGAUGACGUCCUGCGGUUUUUGGAGGAGGCAUGGGCGGACGAGCAGGUCCAAGAACUCGUGGAGGCGAGCGAGAAGGUGGAGGAGAAGCCGGAUACUGAAAAGAGCUGA
This is a messenger RNA of Trematosphaeria pertusa, 1386 nucleotides long. RefSeq lists its product as uncharacterized. Bases 1 to 1386 code for a protein of 461 amino acids. The record is from RefSeq and is a predicted model, not a curated record. Lineage: Eukaryota; Fungi; Ascomycota; Dothideomycetes; Pleosporales; Trematosphaeriaceae. The transcript has a single exon.